UUUUAUUAUUAGUUUUAUUACUUGAUUAUUUCUAACUCUGAAUAUUUGCAAUUUUUGUAGUGUCAUUCGACAUUGAUCAUGGAUGCCGGUGAUCAUGAUACAUCCAUAGAUCAUGAUUUUUUUUCUCCAAGGACUCACAGGGGACUACGGCCCCUUUGAUACCAGUGCUGCAGGUGAUGAUGGACCCGACGGUGAACCUCCGGUUGGUUCACAUCCAGAUCCAGGUGAUGCAGCAGCAGUUCCAUCGUCAGGCUCUACAAGUGCGCACACAUUAGCAAGCAGCGGGUCUAAAAGAUCAAGAGCCGGUACUUCUGAAGUUUGGCAAGACUUUGAAAGGAUCUACAAAGAGGAAGAUGGGGUAAGUGUCAGGUAUGCUAGAUGUUAUAUUUGUAAAAAUGAAUUAUCUGCAAAGCCCUCGGGUGGAACGGGGCACUUGAAGAGGCACGCCAUAAGUUGCAAGCGAAAGAGUGGAGCAGCCAUGAAGCAGACGGUGUUGCAGUACAACCCCGACGGCUCUGUUCAUCAUUGGGAGUACGACUCUGCUAAUGCUCGAAAAGAGCUAUGUCGCUUCAUUGCAAGAGCGGAUCUACCACUCAAUAUCGGUUCUUCAUCAAGAAGUUCAGACUCUUCGUCACGAUCGUCUACGGGCACCGGAAUUCCAACAUCCGGAGGGGAGCUAACUACCUUCAUCGACAGUGACGUUAUCAGCCACGAACAAGAAAACUUCAACAUACUGCAAUGUUUCUUCUGAGGCUGCCUUCAGUCUUACAGGAAGGAUAAUCGAAGAGAGAAGAACAAAUCUGUCAAGUGAGAUGGUUGAAAUACUCACCAUAGUAAAGGAUUGGGAACAAGCUGAAGCACGAAUGCAACACACUGCAGAAAAUACUGAGCUUGAAGAAUCAUUCCAAAAUUUGUAUCUAGAUGCUGAUGAGAACGUGUAAUUUCAAAUUUUCUGAGCUAGGUUGUACUCUUUUUUCCUUUGCUAGAAAGGUUUUUAAUGAGACAACCUAU
Molecule: messenger RNA, 1011 nt
Organism: Phragmites australis (common reed)
Lineage: Eukaryota; Viridiplantae; Streptophyta; Magnoliopsida; Poales; Poaceae
Exons: 3
Coding region: 113-751 (212 amino acids)
Molecular function (GO): DNA binding
Source: RefSeq, a predicted model, not a curated record